CAUGAAUUUUCGUAAUCAAUUCGUCGUUGUCAAAGCGGGAAUGAGGAAAUCUCGUUUGUUGAUUCCAAGUGAUUGUGCUUGACUUGUUUCGCGGCCUUAUAAAUUAAUAAAACCGGAGAGAAUGCCGCCGAGUAGUUUACGAGUCGUGUACGCGUUCGCAAGAGAAAUGCACCCAAAAACAACGGACGUUUUCAUACAAUACGGCACUGCCGGAUUCCGCACAAAAGCCAGUUUGCUGGAGCAUGUUGUUUAUCGCAUGGGAUUGCUGGCGGUUAUUCGAUCCAGGUGUAAAAAUGGCCGCACAAUAGGCAUGAUGAUAACAGCGUCGCACAAUCUGGAGCCAGACAACGGUGUGAAGCUGAUCGACCCGGAUGGCGAGAUGCUGGAACAGAGCUGGGAGGCGAUCGCUACGAGGAUGGCUAAUGUCAGUGACAAUGACUUAGAAUCAACAACGGGGGAAAUAAUCAAAGAAGUAAAUGCUGAUAUGGCUCUGAAGGCGAGUGUUUAUAUUGGAAUGGACACAAGAUACACAAGCCCACGUCUAGCUGCGGCGGCGGUUCACGGCGUAAUGGCGCUGAAAGGCACAGCCAAAGAGUUCGGCAUUGUGACUACCCCCAUGUUGCAUUAUUGUGUUAAAUGUAGGAAUGAUAAUACGUAUGGAACUCCUACAGAAGAAGGUUACUACGAGAAAAUAGUCGGCGCGUUCAAGAACAUACGCCAAAAGCUACCAGUCGCCGGCAAUUACAAUACAACUUUAUAUGUAGAUGGCGCUAAUGGCGUGGGGGGUAAAAAGCUAAAUAUUAUCAAGAAAACACUCGAUGGAGAAUUGGAUUUAGUGCUCUUCAAUUUGGGCGGCAAUGGCGGGAAAUUGAAUUUGAAUUGUGGAGCAGAUUUCGUGAAAGUGUCCCAAAAGCAACCGGUGGGAGUCGAACACGUUCCAUACCAAAGAGUGGCCUCGUUAGAUGGCGAUGCUGACAGAAUCGUGUAUUAUUAUUUGGAUGACGAAUCUAAAAUGCACCUUCUAGACGGCGAUCGUAUAGCGACUCUUCUAGCGUCAUAUAUCACGGAACUACUAAAGGCAUGUGACGCGACACAUUUGAGACUCGGUUUAGUACAAACGGCGUAUGCUAAUGGUGCAUCUACGAGAUAUAUUUCUGAGGAAUUGAAAGUACCAGUGACUUGCGUAAAAACGGGCGUGAAACAUUUACACCACGCGGCAUUAUCGUACGAUGUCGGAGUUUACUUCGAAGCUAACGGCCACGGUACGGUAGUGUACAGUGACGUCACUAAGAGCACUGUAGCGAAGAUCGCUCAGGAAGGCGACACAGAGCAACGCAAAGCUGCGCAACUGUUGCUCAACUUUAUAGACACGACGAACGAAACGGUCGGCGACGCUAUAUCCGACCUGUUCCUUGUUGAAACUGUAUUGUGUGCUCGAGGCAUGGACGCUAAGCAAUGGUACGAGAGCUAUACCGACUUACCGUGCAGACAACUGAAGGUUACCAUACAAGACCGCAACACAAUAACGACAACGGACGCGGAACGUAAAUGCCUAACACCAGAAGGUCUCCAAUCGCGUAUAGACGAGCUAUGUGGCUCGUACGCGAGCGGGCGCUCGUUCGCCCGUCCGUCCGGUACUGAGGAUGUGGUGAGAGUGUACGCGGAGGCUGAUACGCAGGAGGCGGCUGACAAAUUAGCGGCGGAAGUGGCACAAGCGGUGUUUGAUUUAGCGGGCGGUGUCGGUGACAGGCCAACUUUACCAGCUUAAGUUACACCUUAACUGACACUUAACAGACUGAUAAAGUUACGAGUUAACCGGGUGUUUAACUGUCGUAUAAAGUUACAAACUAAUCGACAGUUAAAUGGAAAGUUAAAUGGGUAAAACGGCCGUUUUAUUUUAGACCAAAAAUAAUGGACGAAAAAAGUGUUCUUAAUUUAAAAUUGCCAUAAAAACGGCCGUUUUAGUAAACCUCGGUUAUUUAGUCUGUGAAAUUAGGUCUACAUGCGAUCUGACUUUUUAUAUAAUGUAGUUUAUUGGGUUUUUUCAAAUGUGAUCUAAAAAUUAAAUACUAUUUUAUGUAUGUAAAUAUAAGUUUUUUUUUACUUGGAGCAUAAUUCUGUAUAAGACGAUCCAUCGCUAUGAAAAUAAAAAAUUAAUAGGUAAAAGGGAUGCCUUAAUAGAAAUAAAAAUAUUUAACAAAAGCGAAAUGGGAAAAAAUUAAUUAUGCUAGAGAAAUGUGACGUCAUACAUGUGCGAAUAUGAAAGAUCAUUGGAGACUAAAUGCUAUCACUCAUCGAAAUUUCAUUAAAAUCGGUUCAUUAGGUUUU
Molecule: messenger RNA, 2328 nt
Organism: Colias croceus (clouded yellow)
Lineage: Eukaryota; Metazoa; Arthropoda; Insecta; Lepidoptera; Pieridae
Gene: nst
Product: phosphoacetylglucosamine mutase
Exons: 12
Coding region: 122-1768 (548 amino acids)
Biological process (GO): carbohydrate metabolic process; UDP-N-acetylglucosamine biosynthetic process
Molecular function (GO): phosphoacetylglucosamine mutase activity
Source: RefSeq, a predicted model, not a curated record